Messenger RNA from Racocetra persica, 303 nucleotides. The record is from the annotation of a GenBank genome assembly. Lineage: Eukaryota; Fungi; Glomeromycota; Glomeromycetes; Diversisporales; Gigasporaceae.
CAAAAAGAUUCGGCUACUGUUGGUGACCCUAGAGAAAUUCCUACUGAUAAGGAACUUGAGUUUUUAAAAGAAACAGAAAAAUUAGUCAAUAAAUACACCAAAGACUAUAUUUUACAAUUUGAAGAAUUAAGAACUUGUUAUACCCAAGAAUAUUUGGACGAGUUAGAGAGAUUUGUAAAACAUCUUGAAAAUAAAUUAGAUUUAACCCGAAAAGGUUAUGAACUUUAUAAGCCUGUUGAUUUUAAAAAAGUUGACGAGUUCAAAACCCUUAUUCAUUUAGGAAGGGAUUUUGUGGCAGAGUGA